Dichotomopilus funicola is the source of this 1524-nucleotide messenger RNA. RefSeq names its product major facilitator superfamily domain-containing protein. The record is from RefSeq and is a predicted model, not a curated record. Bases 1 to 1524 code for a protein of 507 amino acids. Gene Ontology annotation, molecular function: transmembrane transporter activity. NCBI's taxonomy places the organism in Eukaryota, Fungi, Ascomycota, Sordariomycetes, Sordariales, Chaetomiaceae. Gene Ontology annotation, cellular component: membrane. Gene Ontology annotation, biological process: transmembrane transport. The transcript is spliced from 6 exons.
AUGUCGACGACGUCGGACAAGAACAGCACGAAGGAGCGGGUCGACGUGAACGAGGCGUCGUCGGUAGCAGAGGUCUCGGGCGAACUCGAUUCCGCGUGGAAGUACCUCGACGCCCACCGCGAUGCGGACGCUGGCGAAGCCAUUGACAUGGCCGCGUUGCGGCGCCGGAUUGACUGGCGCAUCGUGCCGUUGAUGUUCCUGUGCUACACGCUGCAGUUUCUCGACAAGGUCAUUCUCAACUAUGGCGCUGUAAUGGGCCUGAACAAGGACCUUAACCUUCAAGGAAACGACUUCUCUAACCUCGCGACAUACCUUUUCGUUGGUCUGCUGCUCUUUGAGAUCCCCAACACCUACUUUCUGCAGAUUUUCCCCGCGGCCAAAUGGCUCGGCAUCAACGUCACGCUCUGGGGCGUAGCCACCGCUUGCGGCGCUGCCGCGCACAACUACCAGACUCUGCUGGUUUCGCGUGUCUUCCUGGGUAUCUUUGAAGCCACCAUCGCGCCCUCGCUCAUGCUCAUCAGCAGCCACUGGUACACCAAGUCGGAGCAGGCUCCUCGUUUCUGCUUCUGGUACACCGGUCUCGGUAUCGGCCAGAUCAUCGGUGGUCUCGUCUCUUACGGCUUCCAAAACAUGAGCCCCGAUGCUCAGCUCUCCGGAUGGCGGACUAUGUUUGUGGUGCUUGGUGUCAUCACCGUCCUCACCGGUGCCUCAGUCAUCUUCUUCCUCCCGGAUACCCCGAUGAAGGCUAGCUGGAUGUCCGACAGUGAGAAGCGCGCACUCCUCAGGCACGUCAGCGUCAACCAGACCGGUAUCGAAAACCGCAAGUUCCGCGCCAAGGAGAUUUUUGAGGCUCUUGUGGACCCCCAAAUCUACCUCCUGUUGGUGUCUGUGGUGCUGCUCUCCGUUUCUAGCGGUGUCGUCACUACUUACUCUGCGACUCUCAUCCGGGGCCUCAUGGACAACGACCCCAAGAAGGCCGCUCUGAUGAACACUCCGUCAGGCGCGAUCAGCAUCUUCUUCACUCUGUUUGUAGGGUUCGGUAUUCGCUUGCAGUCCCAUCGCUGGGCUUUCAUCCUUGCGUGCAUCGUUCCUGCCAUCAUUGGUGGCGGCUUGAUGUCGUUCCUUCCCAGCACCAACAAGGCCGGUUGCCUGGCCGGUAUCUACCUCGUCAACGCGGUAGUUGCUCCCCUAGCCAUCUUCUACAACUGGAUCAUGGCCAACGUCGGUGGCGCCACUAAGCGUGCUUUCGCCGCCGCCAUCAUCAGUGGAUCCUUCUCUCUCGGCAACAUCAUCGGCCCCCAGACCUUCCAAGCCAAGGACGCCCCCGAGUUCCGCCCCGCCAAGAUCGCCGUCAUGGCCACCCAGGCCGCUUGUGCCGUGACCACGUUCCUUUUGUUCCUGUACUAUGUCUGGCAGAACAAGAGGCGGACUUCGGAGGGUGAGCAGGAGGACGCCUACAUGUCGCCUGAGGCGUGGUCCAACAUGACGGACAGAGAGAACAAGAAGUUCCGCUACGCCUACUAA